Molecule: messenger RNA, 9846 nt
Organism: Lepus europaeus (European hare)
Lineage: Eukaryota; Metazoa; Chordata; Mammalia; Lagomorpha; Leporidae
Gene: CENPF
Product: centromere protein F
Exons: 18
Coding region: 140-9118 (2992 amino acids)
Biological process (GO): metaphase chromosome alignment; mitotic cell cycle; regulation of G2/M transition of mitotic cell cycle
Cellular component (GO): chromosome, centromeric region; nucleus; spindle pole
Molecular function (GO): transcription factor binding; dynein complex binding; microtubule binding
Source: RefSeq, a predicted model, not a curated record
ACCGGAAGCGGGCGGUUUGAACUGGAAGCUGCGCUCUGCCCCGUGGAGGCUGCGGCAGAAUCGGACUGUCGGCGGCAGGUUUGCCUUCCCCGGUGGAAAGUUUCUUUACAAAUGUUGGAAUAAUAAAGAAAAGACUAAAAUGAGCUGGGCUUUGGAAGAAUGGAAGGAAGGCCUGCCUACAAGAGCUCUUCAGAAAAUUCAAGAACUUGAAGGACAGUUGGACAAACUGAAGAAAGAGAAACAGCAAAGGCAGUUUCAGCUUGAAACUCUGGAGGCUGCACUGCAGAAGCAAAAACAGAAGGUUGAGAAUGAAAAAACUGAGGGCACAAACCUGAAAAGGGAAAAUCAAAGGUUGAUAGAAAUAUGUGAAAACCUGGAGAAAACUAAGCAGAAGAUUUCUCAUGACCUUCAAGUCAAGGAAUCACAAGUAAAUUUCCAAGAAGGACAACUGAAUUCAAGCAAAAAACAAAUAGAAAAACUGGAACAGGAACUUAAAAGGUGUAAAUCUGAGUUUGAAAGAAGCCAACAAGCUGUGCAGUCUGCAGAUGUCUCCCUGAAUCUGUGCAAUACACCACAAAAAAUUUUUACAACACCACUUACACCUAGUCAAUAUUAUAGUGGUUCCAAGUAUGAGGAUCUAAAAGAAAAAUAUAAUAGAGAAGUUGAAGAACGAAAAAGAUUAGAAGCAGAAGUUAAAGCCUUGCAAGCUAAAAAUACCAACCAGGCUAUUCUCCAAACUACCAUGAAUCACCGAGACAUUGCUCGACACCAGGCUUCGUCGUCAGUGUUCUCCUGGCAGCAGGAACGGACCCCAAGUCGGCUUUCAUCCAAUUCUCAAAACACUCCAGUUAGGAGAGAUUUCAUUUUUGGGGACCAGGAGGUGACUCCAAGUAGAUCAGCUUUGCAAAGAGGGAAAAGAGAUGCUAAUAGCAGUUUCUGUGAUAAUUCUAACAGUUCCCACCUUUUGGAUCAACUAAAAGCCCAAAAUCAAGAGCUAAGAAACAAGAUUAAUGAGUUGGAACUACGUCUGCAAGGACAAGAAAAAGAAAUAAAAGGCCAAGUGAUUAAAUUUCAAGAGCUGCAACUUCAACUGGAUAAAACAAAAGUUGAAUUAAUGGAAAAAGAGAAAGUUUUGAACAAAAAUAGGGAUGAACUCAUGAGAACAACAGCACAAUAUGACCAGGCAGCAGCCAAGUGUACGACACUGGAACAAAAACUGAAAAAACUGACUGAAGAUUUGAGUUGUCAGCGACAAAAUGCAGAAAGUGCCAAGUGUUCUCUGGAACAGAAAAUUAAGGAAAAAGAAAAGGAGUUUCAUGAGGAGCUCAGCCGUCAACAGCGAUCUUUCCAAACACUUGACCAAGAGUACACUCAAAUGAAAGUGAAGCUCACCCAGGAGCUACAGCAAGCCAAGAAGACGUACAACAUCUUGCAGGCUGAACUGGAGAAAGUAACAUCAGUAAAGCAAGAGCUAGAAAAGCAUUUGGCCGAGUUGAAACAGAAGUUCCUGAGAACUGAGCAGGUGCUGCAGGAGAGUCAGAGCCAGGAGAGUGAGCUGAGGAGAAGCAGUGAGGACAUGAAGAAGGAAAAUGGCCUCCUGAAGAGCCAGUCUGAGCUGCGGGCCCGAGAAGUCUGCCACCUGGAGGAAGAGCUCAAGAAGGUCAAAGAGUGUUUAAAUCAGAGCCAGAGUUGGGCAGAAGAGAUCAGAGCCAAGAAUGCCUCUCAGGAAACUGUGAUAAGAGAUCUUCAAGAAAAAAUAAAUCAGCAGGAAAAUUCCUUGACUUUGGAUAAACUGAAGCUUGCCUUGGCUGACCUGGAAAAGCAGCGAGAUUGUUCUCAAGACCUUUUGAAGAAAAGAGAACAUCACAUUGAACAACUGAAUGAUAAGCUAAGCAAGCUAGAGAAAGAGUCCAAAGCUUUAUUGAGUGCUUUGGAAUUAAAAAAGAAAGAAUAUGAAGAAUUGAAAGAAGAGAAAACCAUGAUUUCUUGUUGGAAAAGUGAACAUGAGAAACUUUUAACUCAGAUGGAAUCAGAAAAGGAAAGCUUGCAGAGUAAAGUCAGUCACUUAGAAACCUGCCUGAAGACUCAACAGAUAAAAAGUCACGAGUAUAAUGAGAGAGUAAGAACACUGGAGAUAGAAAGAGAAAACCUAAAUGUUGAGAUCAGAAACCUUCACAAUGUGAUAGACAGCAAGUCUGUGGAGAUAGAGACUCAGAAACAAGCUUAUGUAGAAUUACAGCAGAAAGCUGAAUUCUCUGAUCAAAAACAUAAGAAGGAAAUAGAAAAUAUGUGUUUGAAAAUGUCUCAGCUUACAGGGCAAGUUGAAGAUCUAGAACACAAACUUCAGUUAUUUUCAAGUGAAAUAAAGGACAAAGACCAGUGUUACCAAAGAUUGCAUGCUGAGUAUGAGAGUCUUCAGGAUUUGCUAAAAUUCAAAGAUUGUUCUCUCACAACAAAUGAGGACCAUCAGAGAAGUCUUCUGGCAUUAGAACAGCAGCCUGCAGUGAAUAAGUCCUUUGAAAAUGUAAUGGGAGAACAAAGAAGCAUGCCUUCUGAAAGGGGUGAAUGCCAAUUACAAGCAGACCAAAGUCUGAAAAAUUCACAUAUUUUAGAAAAUGAGGUUGUUUCACUUGAAUUUUCAUUAGAGUCUCAAAAGCAGAUGAACUCAGAUCUGCAAAAGCAGUAUGAAGAGUUGGUGCAAAUCAAAGGCGCAAAAGAAGAAAACCUCAGUGAAACAGAACAGAUGCAUCAGAGCUUUGUGGCUGAAGAAAGUCAGCAUGUUAGUAAGUUACAAGAAGACACUUCUUGUCAUCAGACUGUUGCAGGAACUUUAGUUGCUUUUGCAAAGAAGGAAAGAGAGUUGCAACUUUUGAAUGAAAAAUUAGAAACUGAGGAAGCAGUGAUUGAAGAAUUAAAAAAGAGCAACCAUUUACUUGAAAACUCUCUAAAGGAGCUACAGCUUUUAUCUGAAACCCUCAACUCAGAGAAAAAGGAAAUGAGUUCUGUCAUUGCUCUAAAUAAAAAAGAAAUUGAAGUGCUGACCCAGGAGAAUGAAACUCUCAAGGAAAUUAAUGCAACCUUAAAUCAAGAGAAGAUAUUCUUAUUCCAAAAAAGUGAGAGUUUUUCAAACUGUUUAGAGGAAAGAGAGAAAAGCCUUUCAGAGUUAGCUGCUCAGUACCAGCAAGAAAGACUUAUUUUAUUGCAAAGAUGUGAAGAAACUGAAAAUAGAUUUGAAGAUCUUAGUGUAAACUACAAAGCAGCACAAGAAAAGAACUCUAAAUUAGAAUCCUUGCUAAAUGAAUGCACUAGUGCCUGUGAACAUAGAAAAGAUGAAUUGAAACAGCUGAAGGACACAUUCACGAAGGAACACCAAGAAAUCUUGACGAAAUUGGCUUCUGCUGAAGAAAGAAACCAGAAACUGAUACUUGAGUUGGAGAUGGUGGAGCAGAAUCUGAGAUCUGAGAUAACAGAUAUCCAAAACCAUUCCAAGGGGGAGGCUGAUGGAUUAAAGCAAGAAAUCAUGAUCUUAAAGGAAGAACAAAUUAAGAUGCAAAAGGAAGUUAAUGACUUGCUACAAGAGAAUGAGCGGCUGAUGAAGUUAACAAAGCCUAAGCAUGAGCAUCAAAAUCUAGAAUUGGAACUAGUUAGGAAUUCUAUGAAAUCUAGAGAGAACGAGGUAAAUAACUCUAGUUUUCAGCUUCCAAUGGAUCUUGAGCUGAAAGACAUUCCUCCAGGCAGCGUAGACGGUUAUAACACACAAAUGGUACAAUUAGAGGCUAUUAUAAGAAAUAUGGAAUUAAAGCUUCAGCAAAGUGAGGAGGAGAAAGAGUGCCUGCAGCAUGAAUUACAGACAAUUAGAAGAGAAAUGGAAGUUGGAAAUUUGCAAGGCAGUCAGUCACAAGAAAUUAGUGGCCUUCAAGACUGUGAUGCAGAUGCAGAAGGAAAGUAUAUUUCAGUGCUCCAUGAGCUGUCAACAAGUCACAGUGACAAUCCACACCUUCAGUGUUCUUUGCAGACAGCAAUGGACAAAUCAGCUCAACUGGAAAAAUGUGAAAUGUUGGAGGUUGGGAAACCUCAACUGGUAUCAGAGCUGAAUGAUUCAAGAUCAGAAUGCACCAUAGCAGCUAGUAAAAUGGCAAAAGAGGCAGAGAAACUAGUAAGUGAAGAUAAAAUAUUGAACAAUGUAAAUGGUGUUCAAUGUGAGUUAGUGAAAGAAAUGCCAGAAGGUGAAUUUGGUGAACAACAAAAUGAGCAGAAAUGUGUGUGCUUGACUCCUUUGGAUGAUAGUAAUUCCUGUGAGAGCAUGCCAUUGUCUAGCAAAGAAAUUCUAAUACACUUUGCUGAAUUGCAGGACAUAUUCUCAUCUCCACAAAGGGAAAAGAGAAUUUCACAUGAUCAUAUCUGUCAAAUGAAAUCUAAGAUGUCAGAACUCCGGUCCUGCGCUGACCCAUUAAAGAUAGAAAAUCCUGUCUUGUUGAUGAAUCUGAGAAACUUUCAAGGUGACCUAGCAAAGGAGAUGAAGCUAGGACCUGAGGAGAGGUCCUUGAUUUGUGACAGCCCUAGUCUUAGCAACUUUGGAAAAUCCUCUUUUUACAAAGAUCUUUUAGAACAGACAGGAGAGUUGUCUCUUUUGAAUAAUUUGGAAGGGAGUGUUUCAGCAAGCCAGUCAAAUGUAGAUGAAGUAUCUUGCAGCAGUGUUCAGGAGGAGAACCUGAUGGUGGGAGAGAUCCCCUUUGCCCCAGUGAAGACUGUUGAAGAACUUGAGACACUUUGUCACUUGCACUUGCAGUCCCUCAAGAAUCUGGAAGGAAAAAUCAAAAGUCAAGGGGUUAUGAAAAAUAAGGAAAUUCAGGAGCUUGAACAGUUACUGAGUGCUGAAAGAAAAGGGCUUGCCUGCCUUAGGAAACAAUAUUUGUCAGAAAAUGAACAGUGGCAGCAGAAGCUGACGAAUGUGACUUUGGAGAUGGAGGCUAAAUUGGCCGCAGAAAGGAAGCAGACAGAGCACCUGUCCCUUGAGCUUGAAGUUGCACGACUUGAGCUACAAAGGUUGGAUUUAAGUUCUCGAUCUUUGCUUGGCACUGACCUAGAAGAUGCUAUUCAUGGCCAAAAGGAUAGCUGUGACAUAAAAGGAUCAGCAAAGAAUAAUCCAGAAACUGCAGAAGGAACACCUAAGUGUAACACUCAUCAUACUUGUGAUCAAGAUGAUCAGCAGGACCCCAGUGGAGAGACUGAGACAUUCCCUGGGGCUGGUGCAGUCAGGCAUACAGUAAAGUGGUCUGGGGAACAGCCCUCGGAAGUAAAUUAUGAGACUCCAGGGGAAGACAAAGCCCAAGGCAGCUCAGAAUGCAUUUCUGAAUUGUCACUUUCUGUUCAGAAUGCUGUGGUACCGAAUGAUUUUCUGGAGAAUCAGGUAACCAUCCAGACCCUCCAACUGCAGGUUAAGGAGAUAUCAAAUGAGAAUUUGAGAUUACUUCACAGGAUAGAGGACCAGGACAAAAUCGCUGAAAAUUUACUGAAUGAAAUAAAAGAUUUAAAUUCAAAACUCAAUUUACAGGAAGUACAACUAAUGACUAAUAUUGAAAUAUGCACACAAUUGGAAAAAGUAGUUGAGGAACUUAAGAAAGAAAAAUCAGAUUUAAGUGAAAAAUUGAAGUCCUUUUCUUGUGAUAACCAGGAGUUACUCCAGAGAGUAGAGACUUCAGAAGACCUCAGUUCUAAUUUAGAAAUGGGCACAGAUAAAUUCUCACAUGAAGUUAUUGGAGAUAAGGUAACUGGAGUAAAUAACAACUGGAAAGAGAGAUUUCUUGAUGUAGAAAAUGAGCUAAACAUGAUGAAGUCUGAGAAAGCUAGCAUUGAGCUCCAGGCUCUUUCUGUAAAAAAGGACUUAGAGAUAGUUCAAACAGAGAAGCUAGAUUUAGAAAAAAACAAUGAAAAUAAGCAGAAAGUUAUUGUGUGUCUUGAAGAAGAACUCUCUGUGGUCACUAGUGAGAGAAACCAGUUUCAUGAAGAAUUAGAUACUGUGUUGAAAGAAAAGAAAGCAUUGGAUCGAAUCUCUGAAGAGAUGAAGGAGAAAAUGCAAGAACUCGAGUCUCGUCACAGUGAGUGUCUCCAUCACAUUCAGGUGGUAGAAGCUGAGGUAAAGGAGAAAACUGACUGUGUCCAGACAUUGUCUUCUGAAGUGAGCAAGUUGUUAAAAGAUAAAACUCAUCUCCAAGAGCAGCUGCAGGAUUUGGAAAAGGAGUCACAGGCAUGGUCAUUGAUAAAGUGCGAGUUGGAAAACCAAAUCGGACUCUUGAAUAAAGAGAAAGAAUCACUGGUCAGGGAAUCGGAAAGCCUGCAGGCCAAACUGAGUGAGAUGGAACAGGAAAAGCUGUCUGCUUCUAUGGCCUUGGAGGUUGCACUAAUGGAGAAAAGUGAGUUCGCAGUGAGGCUGAGCUCAACACAAGAGGAAGUACAUCAACUGAGAAGAGGCAUUGAGAAACUGAGAGUCCGCAUUGAGGCAGAUGAAAAUAAGCACCUUCGUGUCACAGAAAAACUGAAAGAAAGUCAGCGUGAGAGUGAUUUGCUUAAGGAUAAAGUUGAGAACCUUGAAAGGGAAUUGCAGAUGUCUGAAGAAAACCAGGAGCUGGUGAUUCUUGAUGCUGAGAAUUCCAAAGCAGAGGUAGAGACCCUAAAAGCAAAAAUAGAAGAGAUGACUGAAAGCCUGAAAGCUUUAGAAUCAGAUCUUGUCAUAGUAAGAUCUGAUAAAGACAGUCUGACCAAACAACUGCAAGAAAAACAAGGUCAAGUGUCAGAAUUAGACAACUUGCUCUCUUCAUUUAAAAGUCUGUUAGCAGAAAAGGAGCAAGUGGAAAUACAGAUAAAAGAAGAAUCUGAAACUAAAAUGGAGAUGCUUCAAACUCAAUUGAAAGAGCUAAAUGAGGAAGUAGCAGUUUUGUGCAAUGACCAAGAGACCUGGAAGGACAAAGAACAAAGUCUAGACCCACCAGAAGAGGCAGUGCAUCAGCUGAGAAGUUACAUAACAAAGCUAAAAGUGCACGCAGAAGCUGAUGAAAAGAAGCAGCUCCAUGUCUUGGAACAACUGAAAGAAAGUGGGCAUCAUGCAGAUUUGCUCAAGAAUCAAGUUAAAAACCUUGAGAGAGAAUUAGAGUUGUCAGUAAAAAAUCAAGAGCAUGUGCUUCUUGAGGCUGAGAAUUCCAAAGCAGAGGCUGAGGCCCUAAAAUCAAAAAUAGGAGAGAUGGCUUCAAACCUGAGAGAUUUGGAAUUAGAUCUUGUUAAUAUGAGGUCAGAAAAAGAAAGAAUGACAAAAGAAUUACAAAAAGAGCAAGAGCGAGUAUCAGAAUUAGAGGUACUGAACUCUUCACUUGAAAAUACAUUGCAAGAAAAAGAGCAAGAAAAAAUACAGACUAAAGAAAAAUCUGAAAUUGCAGUGGAGAUGCUUCAAGCACAAUUGAAAGAGCUAAAUGAGAAGAUGAUGGCCUUGUGUAAUGACCAGGAGACCUGCAAGACCAAAGAACAGAAUCUGAGUAGUCAAGUUGACUGUCUUGAACUUGAGAAGGCUCAGUUGCUACAAGACCUUGAUGAGAGCAAAAAUAAUUACAUUAUUUUGCAGUCUUCUGUGGAUGGCCUCAUGCAAGAAGUAGAAGAUAGCAAACAGAAAUUAGGGAAGAAGGAGGAAGAAGUUAGUAGGCUAAAAGAUCAAAUUCAGGACCAAGAGCAGCUUGUCUUCAAGCUGGCACAGGUGGAAGGAGAGCAGCAACUUUGGAUGAAGCAAAAAAUGGAACUAGAGAAUCUGACAGUGGAAUUGGAGCAGAAGAUCCAAAUGCUGCAAUCCAAAAAUCACACUCUGCAGGAUUCCUUGGAAGUGCAGCAGAGUUCCUACAAGGAUGUAGAGAAGGAACUUGAACUGGCAAAAAUGGAAAAAAUAUCCUUUGUUGAAAAAGUCAACAAAAUGACAGUGAAGGAAGCAGAACUGCAGAGGGAGAUGCAUGAGAUGGUCCAGAAAACAACACAGCUGAAAGAAGAGUUUAGUGUGGAGAAAAAGAAACUAACUGAAGAAUUAAAAGUACUGUUGGAGGAAAUACAGAGCAGCAAAGUGAAUAAUCUAAAAUGUGUAAAUCAGCUGAAGAAGGAAAAUGAACAGGCCCAGGGGAAAAUAAAGUUGUUGCUCAAAUCCUGUAAGCAGCUGGAAGAGGAAAAGAAAAUGUUGCAGAAAGAGCUGUCUCAACUUGAAGCUGUGCAGGAGAAGCAGAAAACAGGUACUGUUGUAGAUGCUAAUAUAAGUGAAUUGUUGACUGAGAUGAAAGAACUAAAAGAAAUUCUUGAAGAAAAAACCAAGGAAGCAGACGAAUACUUGGACAAGUACUGUUCUCUGCUUAUAAGCCAUGAGAAGUUGGAGAAAGCUAAAGAGAUGCUGGAAACAAAAGUUGCUCGUUUGAGUUUACAACAAUCUAAGCCCAGUCUCCGAAGUUCUCCUUUGCUAAGUUCAGUUGUUCCAGAACCAUCUCCGAUCCCCUCUGUUACUGAAAAGAAGUUAUCAUCUGGCCAAAGGAAAGCUUCAGGCAAGAGGCAAAGGUCUAGUGGGAUUCGGGAGACUGGAGGAGGAUCAACACCUUCUACCCCAGAGAUGUUUUCUAAAAAAAGUAGGAAAGUAGGCAAAAGUAGUAUUCACCCAGGAGAGGACAUAGAAUAUACAGAAUUUGAGCCUGAAGGACUUCCAGAAGUUGUCAAGAAAGGGUUUGCAGACAUCCCAACAGGAAAGACCAGCCCUUAUGUCCUGCGGAGAACAACCAUGGCAACGAGGACAAGCCCCCGCCUCGCUGCGCAGAAGUCAGCACUCUCCUCUGUAAAUCAGGGCAAAGAAAAUCUUGCAGAGUCCUCCAAACCAACAGCUGGUGGCAGUAGAUCACAAAAGGCCAAGGCUGCUCAACAGAGCCCAGUAGGUUCAUGCACCACCUUCCAAGAACCCACCAUGAAAUCUGUCUCUGUCAACAAUCUUCUCAAGAGAAAUUCACCAGACAGCUCCAGAGAGGACCCCAAAGCCAAGCGAGACCAACUUAUCUGCAGCCCAGAAGCUGGACCUGAGUCCAAGAGCAGUGAGAACUGUCGGGUCCAGUGAGAGACCCUGGGUCAGCACCCCUGGAUGGUGGCAGCGUUGCAUAAACAGUUCUCUGCCCACAGGGACUUUGCUUUAGUCAGGGAGCACUUUAUCAGUGGGAAGAAAACAAUAUCUUAGUAAUCUAAAUGUGUUGUAUGUUAUACUCUUUAUAUCUCCCCUGUGUAGAUAUUGGAAAAGUUUGAAAGCACUGAUUACCUAUUCAUUGUUAAUAUUCCUCUACUAUACUGUAAAUAGUACUGGAUAAAACUUUUCAGUAUGUUACAAUUAAGUAGCAAGUGUUACAUAACUGUGGAAUUUACACCAAAAAAUGCAAAACAUUUCCAACUGACAGCUCACAAGAAAAUGUAAACUUUUUUUUUUGACCUUUCCUAUGUAUAAAGAUAAGCAUGAAAUAGAUUGAGAAUGUCUUUGAACUGAGUACAAUGUAGAAAAACUAUUUUGUAUGUUUUUAAGGAAAACAUAUACACAUAAUACACAUGUGAAGGUGUUCAUCCAUCCCUCCCAAUGUGUUUGAUAACUCUUUACUUACAUAAUUUGUACAUAUGUGUGUGUAGGUGGUGGGAGGUGUGUGUUUAUUUCCAAUUAAUCUGGUUGUAGUUUCCUUAGAGGUAUAGUAUAUCAUGUUUUCUGUCAUUGUGUUCUCUUUUUAAGAUCCUUAUAGUUCUUUGUUAUUUUCAUAUCUGGUGAUUUUGUAUUAAAAUAUGGCUCUUUUCAUAAUCAUCUGCUUU